Cyprinodon variegatus (sheepshead minnow) is the source of this 2887-nucleotide messenger RNA. RefSeq names its product arf-GAP with coiled-coil, ANK repeat and PH domain-containing protein 2-like. Gene Ontology annotation, molecular function: GTPase activator activity; protein binding. The record is from RefSeq and is a predicted model, not a curated record. NCBI's taxonomy places the organism in Eukaryota, Metazoa, Chordata, Actinopteri, Cyprinodontiformes, Cyprinodontidae. Gene Ontology annotation, cellular component: cytoplasm. Bases 297 to 2147 code for a protein of 616 amino acids. The transcript has 20 exons.
GCUCCAUUGAACCGGAUUAGCUGACUGUACCAAAGACAGCUGUCACUUCAAUAAAGCAACUGAAACAAUUUAAAUCUACAGGUUCGUCCGAAGCGAAGCGGUAUGCAGAGUGGACCGGAGUCUCCAGAACGUUCCGUGUAGGUCUGCAGCACAGAGUGUCAUUUUAAAAACACCGCUCACCGGAAAUGAACGGAAUCAGCAGCGGAGCUAACAGGCUAACUGCUAACUAACGGUUAGGAUGUUGAAUAAACCUUACUGAAGACUCGGUGACGUUACCAGGGAGUCUGCGUGACGUCAUGGACUCCCUGUUGGACUUUGAGGAGUGCAUCAAGGACUCACCUGAGUUCAGACUGACUCUGGAUCAGUUUGAGGCCGAUGUUUCCUCACUGGAGACCCACCUGGAUAAGGUGAUGAAGCUGUGUGGGAAGAUGGUGGAGGCGGGACAAGCGUACAACUCGGCCAAUAAGCUGUUCCUGAGCAGCCUGGCGGAGCUGUUGUCGUAUCAGAAGAAGGAGACGGUGGUGAUGAGCUGCCUGAACCAGUUCCAGCAGGGUUUGCAGGAGAUGCUGAGCUUCCACACGAUGCUGCUGGAUCAGACCCAGCGAGCCAUUGUCCAGCAGCUGUCCAGCCUCUGCUCACAGUUCCUGCCCCAGCUGGUCGACACCAGGAAGGAGUUCGUACGGAUCGGAGAGGACCUGGAGACGGCAGCGGCGAAGAACGCUCAGGUGUCGCGGCACAAAGCCGCCGACGCGGAGCGGGCGAGCCACCUGCUGCUCGCCACACGGAAAUGUUACCAACACUUUGCCCUGGAUUACUGCCUGCAGCUCAACACCUUUAAAACCCAACAGAAGAUGGACGUCCUAAACUCUGUGUUCUCCUUCGUGCACGCUCAGUUCACCUUCUUCCACCAAGGCUUCGACCUGCUCAGAGACCUGGAGCCCAGCAUGAAGACCCUGGGAGCUCAGCUCUCGCAGCUUUCUGCCGACUGCGCUACCAAGAGGAAGGAGCUGGAGAACCGACACCUGCUGGUGCAGCAGAGGGAUGCUUCAGGCGAGCCGAUGGUCAACUCGUGUCCCAGCAACGGUGCCGUCAUCCAGGGAUACCUGUUCAAACGCUCCAGGAGGAAAUCAAAGACCUGGAAGAGAUGCUGGUUCACCAUAAGAGAUCAUCAGCUCAUCUACAAGAAGUCCCACAAGGAGGACGCUGCCGUUCUGUUCGAGGAUCUCCGACUGUGCGCUGUGAAGCCUGCAGACCACAUGGAUCGACGGUUCUGCUUCGAGCUGCUGUCGGUCCAGAAGUGCUGUGUUCUGCAGGCCGACUCUGAGCAGCUGAAGCAGGCGUGGCUCAGCGCUCUGCAGGGCAGCAUCGAUCUGGCCUACAGGGAGAGGAGCGACGCUCAGCUCACACAGCCCAAAGAUCCUCCCCCCGUCCUCUCUGCCGGUGACGCUUCUCCAGGUCCACCCUCCCAGAGGCCGGCGGUGCUUGCCGUGGCCCUGGGGGGCCCUGGGAACCAGCGGUGCUGCGACUGCGGGCAGGAGGAGCCGCGCUGGGCCUCAGUCAACCUGGGAGUCACCGUGUGCAUCGAGUGCUCCGGCAUCCACAGGAGCCUCGGUGUUCACCUGUCCAAGAUCCGCUCCCUGACUCUGGACUCCUGGGAGGCUGAACAGCUGAAGCUGCUGUGUGUUUUGGGAAACGAUGUGGUGAAUGGGAUCUACGAGGCCAGAUGUUCUGAGGAAGGACGAGUCAAACCCGGCUCCGACAGUCCGAGGUCAGAGAAAGAGAUGUGGAUCAGAGAGAAGUACGUGGAGAAGAGGUUCGUUCAGAGCAGCAGCUCAGGUGGAGCCAGUAAGUCCUACUUAACCCAUGAUGCUACAGGACAUAUGGCCUCCAGUCAAAACCCCCUAAUAGCAGCCCAGAAGGUGGAGACGUUCCUGGUAAAGCUUCGCAUGGCGCGGAUGAACGAGGAGAUGAGGGAUUCAGAGGGAGUGUUCAGUGGCACCGGUGAUGACGAGACGUUUCAGGACAUCUUCAGGGACUUUAGCAACAUGGCAUCUAAUGACCCGGAGAAACUCAGGAGGCAGUUCGUCCGAGGAGGCGAGGAGGAAGAGGAUGAAGGAGAUAAAAACAGCCAGGCAUGCGCUGACUGACAGGAAGGGAAUAUGGGCCGUCCCUGUUACCAUAGUAACAGUUAGGAUGGACGUUUUUAAAUAAUUAGAGUUGGACCAAACCUGAGAAGAUUCAUGUUUGUUUUCUGUUGAUGUUUUAGUUUGUGGGAAAAUUAUUUAUCGGCUCUGAUGGUGAAGUGGAGCUCACUGCAGACAGACAGGCGGUUCUGUUCUGGGAAUCAUUCAUGUUCCCGGCCUCUCCGGCUGAGUCUGAUGAAAUGAGACCAGGAGACAGGUUUUAUUAAUCACUGUGAAACGGUUCCAAUCAUUUCAGCCGGUUCUCUCUGAGGGACACAGAAGCAGCAGGAAGGAUUCAUCCUGGUCCAGUUGGACCUGCAGGAGGACAGAGGAAGACAGCUGCAGCUGAUGGACCCGGGUCAGUCAGGCAUAAAGCAGGAAAGAGUUAAACAGACUUUCUUUAUUUCAUAGGAACUCAUAUUGCUAUACAAAGUCAGAAGAACUUGAUCAGAUUCUUAAAGAGUCUGGACCAGAGAAAAGGGAUCAACACUAAACUCUUCGGAUCAGCUAAACCACAUAAGCAGAACCUGAUCUUCACUGUAUGAGAAUAUGGACCAUAAGUUCUCAGAGUCGUUUCCUCUGUAAUGAAGUCAGAAUUGGUUCUGAAGUUUGUGUUUUCUGCUCUGAAUGGACCCGGCUGCUGUUUGAAAAAUCAGUGGCUGGACUUUGGUUCUGCUGCUGCUGAAUAAAACCACUGAAUGUCU